GCGGUUACCUGGAGACCGGAGCCGGGUCUGGGACGCAGAGAGCCCGGCAACACCUCAGCCCGAGCCCGGCGAGGUCUCUGGGCUCCUGGAGCGAGGUGAGCGCCCCAGGCCGCGGUCCUGCGUACGCCGGGACAGCCAUGGCGACUGGGUCCUGUUCCUUCCCGGCCGGACUGACGCGGCCUCCCAGGACCCGAGCACGUGCGUGAUGGGCGAGGAGGGCCUAGGCCGGGCAGACCAGUGCAGGGAGCCGAUUCUUCCCGGCUCACCGUAGACACAGGAGAGAGACGGCCUCUCCUUAAGCCCAGGAGAACAGAGGAAACAUUAGGAAACGCACUGAGAAACGAAAUUGGCUUGAUUUGUAGUUCACUUGUUUGUAGGUCACUGACAGAAGACCGAAAAGCUCGUAGUAAAGGCCCCUCUAAAUUUAGAGAGAGGUGGCAUCUCACUACGUGGCCUAGGCUGGUCUCCACCUCCUGGACUCACAUGAUCCUCCCACCUUGGCCCUCCAACGUGCUGAGAUCGCAGGUGUGAGCCACCGCACCCGGCCCUGAUAAAACUCAUCAGUGCUUUGAAACGAGCAGCUCUGAACCAAAGAAAUCAUUUGAUUCAAGUAACCAUUGGAUCUUCCCAAGGCAAUGGUGAAAGAAAAGAAAAAAGCAGACAAAAAAGGGGAGAAGUCUGCCCGCUCUCCCUCAUCUCUCUCUGAUAAUCUAGACUUUUCCAAACAAGAUGGCAACACCACUAGGCAAGAGAUGUCCCCAGCUGGUGUCCCAUUGCUGGGAAUGCAGCUCAAUGAAGUGAAACCCAAAAAAGACCCCCAAAACAUUCAGCAGAACGAAGAUGCCACCCAAUACGAAGAGUCCAUUCUGACCAAACUCAUAGUGGAAAGGGUAUGUUUUCAGAAGGACUCAUGCAUGGACAGGGGACUUAUAUUUGGGCCGAUGGAUUAAAAUAUGAGGGCAACUUUGUGAAGAAUGUCCCGAUGAACCACGGCGUGUACACGUGGCCGGACGGCAGCAUGUAUGAAGGCGAAGUGGUCAACGGCAUGAGGAACGGAUUCGGGAUGUUCAAGUGCAGCACCCAGCCUGUGUCCUACAUCGGCCACUGGUGCAAUGGCAAGCGGCACGGGAAGGGCUCCAUUUAUUACAAUCAAGAGGGUACGUGUUGGUACGAGGGAGACUGGGUGCAAAACAUCAAAAAGGGCUGGGGAGUAAGAUGUUAUAAAUCUGGAAAUAUAUACGAAGGCCAGUGGGAAGACAACAUGCGCCACGGGGAGGGGAGGAUGAGGUGGCUGACCACCAACGAAGAGUACACCGGGCGGUGGGAGAGGGGCAUCCAGAAUGGCUUUGGAACACACACGUGGUUUCUAAAGAGAAUCCGCAGUUCCCAGUAUCCUUUGAGAAAUGAAUACAUAGGGGAGUUUGUAAAUGGAUAUCGUCACGGACGUGGCAAGUUUUAUUAUGCCAGUGGAGCCACGUAUGAUGGAGAAUGGGUUUCCAAUAAGAAACAUGGCAUGGGCCGAUUAACUUUCAAGAACGGGCGUGUGUACGAAGGCGCAUUCUCCAAUGACCACAUAGCCGGGUUUCCAGAUCUUGAAGUUGAAUUCAUCAGCUGCCUGGACCUGUCUUCAGGAGUUGCCCCAAGAUUGUCCAGGAGCGCCGAACUGAUCAGAAAGCUUGAUGGCAGUGAAAGUCAUUCUGUGUUGGGAUCGAGCAUUGAGUUGGAUCUAAAUUUGCUCCUGGACAUGUACCCUGAGACAGUCCAACCUGAAGAAAAGAAGCAGGUGGAAUAUGCCGUCUUAAGAAAUAUUACAGAAUUAAGAAGAAUCUACAGCUUUUACAGCAGCCUGGGAUGCGGCCACUCUCUGGAUAAUACCUUUCUGAUGACAAAGCUUCACUUCUGGAGAUUUCUAAAAGAUUGCAAAUUUCAUCACCACAAACUAACUCUUGCUGAUAUGGACAGGAUAUUAAGUGCCAAUAAUGACAUACCAGUUGAAGAAAUCCAUUCUCCAUUUACAACAAUACUUUUGAGAACAUUUUUGAAUUACCUCCUGCAUUUGGCGUACCACAUUUAUCAUGAAGAAUUCCAAAAGAGAAGCCCAUCCCUCUUCUUGUGUUUUACAAAACUGAUGACCGAGAACAUUCGUCCAAAUGCCUGCCAGAUAAAAGGCAAUUUAUUCUGUGAGCAACAGCGGACGCUCUACUCUAUGAGUUACAUGAAUAAGUGCUGGGAGAUUUAUCUCGCCUACUGCAGACGCAGCGCAGCGCCUCCCCACGAGCCUACGAUGAAGAUGAGACACUUCCUCUGGAUGCUGAAAGACUUUAAAAUGAUAAAUAAAGAAUUAACAGCAGCUACAUUUAUGGAGGUCAUAGCAGAGGAUAAUCCGUUCAUAUAUGAUGGAAUUGACAGCAACUUUGAACCUGAGCUGGUUUUCCUGGAAUUCUUUGAAGCUCUCUUAAGCUUUGCAUUCAUCUGUGUUACUGACCAAAUGACUAAAUCCUAUACAAAUGUUCCAGCUGAUGAUGUGUCUGGAAAUAAACAUGAAACUAUUUAUACAAUACUAAAUCAGGAUGCCCCGAACAAGAGUCUCAGCGCGGUCAUGAGCCACGAAUCGGAUGCUGCUCACUCUGACAGUGCCAGGUCAUCUUCCAGCAAGUUAGAACUCUCGCGUGAUGUUAACAAAAUAAGGAAAUCAGAGCCCAAGAUCAAGAAGUCUGUAAGUGAUGAAAGAGUCUCCAAAAUGAAUUUUAAAUCGACUGGAAAAGGGAUCACCUUUUUCUCAUCUGAGAGCGAGAAAUAUGAGAGACCCAAGGAUGAUCGAAAGGAAGAGUUCAACACGUGGGUCAAUAAUAUGUACGUCUUCUUUGUGAACACGCUCUUUCACGCGUAUAAACGUGAAGAAGCUAUCAAGGAGAAAAUAAGGGCAGACAGGUUACGUAGCACAGCACAGGCCCAGCAGCGGAAGAUGGAAGAUGACGAACUGGAAGCAAGGCUGAAUAUCUUUAUCUUGAGAGAGGAAGAGGCCAAGAGACAUGACUAUGAGGUGGACAUCACAGUGAUCAAGGAGCCGGCAGACGUGUCAUCCUCCCAUCUCAUACUGGACCCUCCCAAGGAGGAUGUGACCGUGUCCCCAUCCAGCAAGACCAUCACCAGCAAGAAGAAGAAAAAGUAGAGAGACACGAGGACACACACACAGGCUGAGGACGGCACGUGCUGUAAGAUUUCCUGAGCAUUACAGUUCUUAGCACUGAACUCGUUGCAGUGUUUUCACAUACCCCCUGGCCCACUGCAUCUCAGGUUUCCUACGUGGCUGGAUUACGGGAGUUCGAGACCAGCCUGGGCAACAUAGUGAGACCCCCAUCUCUGCAAAAUUAAAACAUCAGCCGACCGUG
Messenger RNA from Pan troglodytes (chimpanzee), 3392 nucleotides. RefSeq names its product radial spoke head 10 homolog B. The record is from RefSeq and is a predicted model, not a curated record. The transcript is spliced from 20 exons. Bases 893 to 3172 code for a protein of 759 amino acids. Lineage: Eukaryota; Metazoa; Chordata; Mammalia; Primates; Hominidae.